CCGCUGCCGCCGCCGCCGCCGCCGCGCGGUAGCUCCCGCCUCGCCCUGCCCCCGCCCGCCCGGCCCGGCGCCGCCCCCCAUGAAGCCAUGGCGGCGGCCAGCUUCGGCAAGAUCCAGAUCGGCAUCUACGUGGAGAUCAAGCGCAGCGACGGCCGAAUACAUCAAGCUAUGGUAACAUCUCUAAAUGAAGAUAAUGAGAGUGUAACUGUCGAAUGGAUUGAAAAUGGAGACACUAAAGGCAAAGAGAUUGACUUGGAGAGCAUAUUUUCACUUAAUCCAGAUCUUGCACCUGAUGAAGAUAUUGAACCCAGCCCAGAGACACCACCACCUCCUACUCCCUCAGCCAAAGUAAACAAAAUAGUUAAGAAUCGACGGACUGUGGCUCCUAUUAAAAAUGAAACCCCUGCCAGAGACAACAGAGUGGUUGGUUCUGCACGGGCACGUCCUACUCAACUUCCUGAACAGUCUUCCUCUACACAACAGAAUGGUAGUGUUUCAGAUAUAUCUCCAGUUCAAGCUGCAAAAAAGGAAUUUGGACCUCCUUCACGUAGAAAAUCUAAUUGUGUGAAAGAGGUUGAAAAAUUGCAAGAGAAGCGUGAAAAAAGGAGGUUACAGCAGCAGGAACUCAGAGAAAAAAGAGCUCAGGAUGUUGAUGCCUCAAAUCCAAAUUAUGAAAUUAUGUGUAUGAUAAGAGAUUUUAGGGGAAGUUUGGAUUAUAGACCACUGACAACUGCAGAUCCUAUUGAUGAACACAGAAUAUGCGUUUGUGUACGAAAACGGCCACUCAAUAAAAAAGAAACGGUAAUGAAAGACCUUGAUGUAAUAACAAUUCCUAGUAAAGAUGUUGUGAUGGUACAUGAACCGAAACAAAAGGUGGAUUUAACAAGGUACCUAGAAAACCAAACAUUUCGCUUUGACUAUGCCUUUGAUGACACAGCUCCUAAUGAAAUGGUUUACAGGUUUACAGCUCGACCAUUAGUGGAGACCAUAUUUGAAAGGGGCAUGGCCACAUGUUUUGCAUAUGGACAAACUGGCAGCGGAAAAACCCAUACUAUGGGUGGUGACUUUUCAGGAAAGAACCAAGAUUGUUCUAAAGGAAUUUAUGCACUUGCUGCUCGGGAUGUCUUUUUAAUGCUAAAGAAACCAAAUUAUAAGAAGUUAGAACUUCAAGUAUAUGCAACGUUUUUUGAGAUUUACAGCGGUAAGGUUUUUGACUUGUUGAACAGAAAGACCAAAUUAAGAGUGUUGGAGGAUGGUAAACAGCAAGUCCAGGUUGUGGGAUUGCAGGAACGGGAGGUCAAAUGUGUUGAAGAUGUUUUAAAGCUUAUUGAAAUAGGCAACAGCUGCAGAACAUCUGGUCAGACUUCUGCAAAUGCACAUUCAUCUCGGAGCCAUGCAGUAUUUCAGAUUAUCCUCAGAAGGAAAGGCAAACUACAUGGUAAAUUUUCUUUGAUUGAUCUGGCUGGAAAUGAAAGAGGAGCAGAUACUUCAAGUGCGGAUAGGCAAACGCGACUGGAAGGUGCAGAAAUUAACAAGAGCCUUUUAGCGCUCAAGGAGUGCAUCAGAGCCUUAGGCCGAAACAAACCUCAUACUCCAUUCAGAGCAAGCAAACUUACUCAGGUGCUAAGAGAUUCAUUCAUAGGAGAAAAUUCCCGUACCUGUAUGAUUGCUACUAUUUCUCCAGGGAUGGCCUCAUGUGAAAACACUCUAAAUACACUGAGAUACGCAAAUAGAGUAAAGGAAUUUGGAAUUAGUCCUUCGGAUAUUCCCUUCUCACAGGGUAGUGGCAGUCGCUCUGAUCUCUCUCCUUCCUAUGAGUAUGACGACUUUUCUCCUUCGAUCACCAGAGUAAAGGAAUUAACAGUGGAUUCUAGUGCGGCAGGAGACAUUCGUCCAAUCAUACACCAUGCUCCAAAUCAGAUUGAUGAUCUAGAGACACAGUGGGGUGUAGGGAGCUCACCUCAGAGAGAUGAUCUCAAACUACUUUGUGAACAAAAUGAAGAGGAAGUUUCUCCGCAAUUGUUUACUUUCCAUGAAGCUGUGUCACAAAUGGUAGAAAUGGAAGAGCAAGUAGUAGAAGAUCACAGGGCUGUUUUCCAGGAAUCUAUAAGAUGGUUAGAAGAUGAAAAAGCCCUUCUAGAGAUGACUGAAGAAGUAGACUAUGAUGUGGAUUCCUAUGCUACACAACUUGAAGCAAUUCUAGAACAAAAAAUUGACAUUCUGACUGAACUCCGAGAUAAAGUGAAAUCUUUCCGGGCAGCUCUACAAGAGGAGGAACAGGCCAGUAAACAGAUCAAUCCGAAGAGACCGCGUGCCCUUUGAAACGGGCCUCUGCUGCUAAAGGCUCCCCUGAACCCUUACUGCUGUAGCAUACAGUUGUAAUGAAAUGGUGGCUGUAAGAACUCAACUACUUGAAAGUGUAAAAACUUUUGAAAUGUCUGUGGAAAUGUCCUGUUUCUUCUUCACCCCGAUGACAUUUUCAGUUUUGUGUGAAACACUCCUAUGAUGUCUACAAAAUGCUUCUAGACCAGACAGCACAACCAUGCAGGGUUCGGAUCUGUGAAGCACUUUGUUUAAAAUAGUUCAUUCAUUCAAAUUGUGAAUCUUUGUUUUGGAAAUCUUUGCCAUUUUUUGAUAAUGAAGUAAAACUGUGGACUUGAAAAACUUCACAGUAUUUCCUUUUAAAUCUGUUCAGUUUUGUUACAAGGCCCAGCUGUGCAGUUCUGUUGUUUGCUUGCAUGCACAUCUCAUCAGUGAUUGUACAUAACUGCUCUUCUAGAGACAGCUGUGCUUACCUCUCCCCAUUCUGUGCCUUGAUGAAGGCUACUUGAUCCUAAACCUUCUCUUUCUGAAGCACAGCCUUAAUAAACAACAUUCCUUAUUUGUCAAUGUAAAUUGCUUUUAGUGUGUGUACAUUUUUAAUGUGUUUCUGGUGACUAGUUCAUUUCACAGGAUGUGCCAUAUCAUUGAACAGGAACUAAAAGAGCUGUGAGAGUGGACAGACAGCUGGACAUUCCAUCAUUCCAUUCUCCUUAUUUAAAAAAAGAAAAAAAAAGGAAAGAAAGAAAGAAAAAGAAAAAAAAUCUGGACGCUGGAAUCAUUUGACUCCCAUACCGAGUGGUUAUAUAACUAUCAAUUUCUUUGUAAAGAAAAAACCUAUAAAUUAGUUGAUGUAUAAUAAAAAGUAACAUUUAAGUAUCGAGGGGAGUUGUAUCUUAGGGAAAUAUGGAUAUACAGUAUGUGUACUUUUGUGAUAAUGCUGUCAGAAUAAAGGUGCAAUCUGGUCCCUAUGGGUAGGACGAGUGUAAAGUGCAGGGAUCCAAGUAAUGGCAUACACGAGUACCUUUUCACAUACUGUUAGAAAAUUGGCUUCUGAUGCAUGAUAAUGUCCAUGUACAUUAACUGUAGUUUGCAGGUAGUUUUGAGUAGUACUAUUGCUUUAAAAAAAGUAGCUAAUACCUAUUUUUCCCUUUGUACAGUGCCAGCAGCUGAAAAGUGGGUGGAUUUGCAUCAUUUGAGGAUUUGCACAAUACCUCUACUUAGUGAUAUAGAAAUUUCACCAGUACCUGAAAUCUCACAAAUGGCGCCAUGUGUAUCAGGUCUUUUUUAAGUAGUGACAUUUGAGGUUUUUUUGCAAGUCAAUAUCUAAAAGAAAAAUUGCCCUUUUCUGUAAGAACUUUGUCAGAUGAAGACUUGUAGACCUCUCUAGGAGUUCUCCCUGUUUCCAGGACAGAUUCCAGGAGUUCGUAUCAGCCAGCUGUCCCUUAGAACUGCUUAAAACUUUUUUGGAACACAAGCCCAUUUGUGCAGAGGCUGAAGGGAAAUAAAGGGAAGGCAAUGAAAAGAGAGCUAAAUGAGCCAGAGAUUAUCUUAGUGUUUUGAUGUCUGUGUCUCCCAUAGGAAGGUGUAGACUAUGGGAAGCUCUUGUUGCAUCAUGGUAAAAAGCUCCUAUGUGUAAACAUGAAAGCUGAAACAGCAAUGUAGAUUUUACACAAUGUGUUUAAUAAAUUAAACUCUGAAACAUAAAUUAGAGAUGAGAAUUUACUUCUAUGCAAGGCACAUCUGCUUUGUAAACACAUCUGAAUUUUACCAUCUAAAAAUGUAUUUUUAAAAGGCAUGUGGUGCUAGAACAUGUGUGCACGUUCAUGCCAAUGACUGUUCUGUGCAGGCUUGUAUCAUAUGAAACCAUUCCCAAGCAUUUCACUAACUUAACUUCGGAAACGGCUGUGUUGAAGUAUCUUUCAUGGCGUUCAUGUAAAAACGCCAUCCAUCAAUAAGAGACAAAUUUGAUAAAACCA
Molecule: messenger RNA, 4298 nt
Organism: Alligator mississippiensis (American alligator)
Lineage: Eukaryota; Metazoa; Chordata; Crocodylia; Alligatoridae
Gene: KIF2A
Product: kinesin family member 2A
Exons: 21
Coding region: 88-2322 (744 amino acids)
Biological process (GO): microtubule-based movement
Molecular function (GO): microtubule binding; ATP binding; microtubule motor activity
Source: RefSeq, a predicted model, not a curated record